GUUUCGAGUCGCGACGCUAUGGCGAGUCGUAGCUAUUGCGCUUCUGGUAUUCAGCUUGGUAGCAAGCGCCGCGAGCGAUGCUUACGAUCCGGAGAAUGAGGGCUUGCUCGACCGAGUCCUGAGGGUGAGCAUGGCCGAGCGAUAACAACGCCCGGCGACCGUAGCUCAACCCGUCGUCAUCACUGCUCGCACAGACAUUCCAGAAGAGGGUCAUGAGCCGCACAGACGAGGAGAUUACAGGCGCUCGUCUUCAGAUUGCCGCAACGCUGAACCCGGUCUUCAACUCGCGCGUGACGUCGAUCGUAGGCAAGUACGACGGCUCUUCGAUCAAUACCGAGGUGCUUCAUAUGCCACCACCGCCAGAGGCGGGCAUCGACGACAGUAUUCCAUGGAAGAGCUUUGCUGCACCAGGCACCCGCGCAGGGGGGAGCAAGGUAUGGGUCAUCCUCGUUUCUGCCCCUUCGGGCGAUGCAGCAUCGAGGCACUUCAAUCAGGUGUUCAACAAUACCCUCAAUCUCGUCGAGCCGCCGGAGGGAGAGACGGUUGAGUCAAUCAUCGCCCAGGCAAACCCGGGGCCGUUCGCCAAUGUAGCAGAGGAGGAGGAGAUCAAGUCAGAAGAGGCUUUGGAGCUCGAGAAGAAGCGCAGGGAGCGACUUGAGAUGAGGAGGCAGAAGGUCCGUGAUUGGCACUUUGGGGUUGUCGACUUUGAGAAUGAGCCCGAUCUGAUGUGAGUGGGCGUGGGAAUGACGCAGGGGAGAGACAACUUGCUGAUUGCUCGAUGUCAUGCUGCUGAUUCUUCCCCGCAGGUGGGCAUGGUGGAUCUGGAAAGUGCCAGUGAUGGUGUUCAUCACCCCCUCGACGAGCCCGGACCGCCUCUACGACAUGCGCUUCUGGAAGGUCGUGAGUAGAGACGCGAGACGCGACUGGCGACCUCUAGCUGACGUCGUGACGCUGGCUCGCAGGCCUUCAUCUCUGGCCUCACGCCCGAGUACAUUCUCUCAUAUGUCGCCUCUGGAGCAUGGAAGACGGAGCUCAAGGUGUGGAAGAGCCAU
Molecule: messenger RNA, 1052 nt
Organism: Jaminaea rosea
Lineage: Eukaryota; Fungi; Basidiomycota; Exobasidiomycetes; Microstromatales
Exons: 1
Coding region: 213-731 (172 amino acids)
Source: RefSeq, a predicted model, not a curated record